CUGACCGUCUUUGCCCAAUGGCAGCAGUAGUUGGGAACCGCGCGCACGCCACUGUGGACAAAUAUCUAACCAAGCGGGUCCCGCGCUCUUGACGUGCCACGAGACACGCCACCGGUGGUUCCAGUGUUCCGCACGGCAAGCGAGAAGAGUUACCGCUGCAAAAAUCCGGCGUCCAAAAGUCCGGGGCAACGACUCUGAUUUCACCAAACAUUCUCCCUCCCCCAUGGAAAGCCUAUAUAUAACUUGCGUUGCGUUGGUCGAACCAGUCAACAUACGCCAGUACCAUCGCCGCAUCACUCUUCGUCCGGCGUGCCCUGCCCACGGCUCCAAGAGCUCAGGAGCAAGAAUGGUGGCUACCUCCAUCAGCUGCUGCCUCGGGCCUCCCGCACCGCCCAAGGAAGCUGCUAACACCGCUCGCAGGCCGUCGUCGCUGCGCCUCGCGUGCGUGGCCGCCGCGGCGUGCGCCGUCAUGGGGAUGGCGGGCGGCGGCGGCGGCGGCGCCGACAUGGUCAUGGCGCUGGCGCGGGACGGCGCGGUCGCCUCCAGGGCCGACGACGUCGCCGCGGCCGUGGGCGCACCGCGGUGGAGCGACCGCAGGCAGUGCCCGGCGUGGCGCGCCAACUCGCUGGAGAACGUCGUGCCGGAGAACCUGCCCCGCGCGCCCGCGCGCAGGAGGUUCAGCAGCGUCUCGAUCUCGGCGGCGGCCCUUGCGCCCGCGCCGGACUUGGUGGUGGUGCCUCCUGUCCUGGCUCUGCGCCCCGGCACCGGCACAGGCUGCUUCUCCCUCUGACGCAACCGGGACCCGUGCAAAACGCACCUGUAUUAUUUUGCAUAGUUAGUAUAGAUGUUAGAACCAGAAGGAAAAAAUCGCCCCACUGAUCGAUCAGUAUUUACUAGGGUGGAAAAUGGGGGCAUGUGUAUAUGCGAGACACAUAUCGCCAUGUACUUUAUUUGUUAUUUGCAAUAACUGAUCAGUGUCGAACUAUCGAUGACAAAUGGAAUUUGAAAGCUUCUGCUGAUCAAGAGAAAA
Setaria italica (foxtail millet) is the source of this 1030-nucleotide messenger RNA. RefSeq lists its product as uncharacterized. NCBI's taxonomy places the organism in Eukaryota, Viridiplantae, Streptophyta, Magnoliopsida, Poales, Poaceae. The record is from RefSeq and is a predicted model, not a curated record. The coding region runs from base 224 to 790 and encodes 188 amino acids. The transcript has a single exon.